AUGUUCCAACUGGCUAAAUCAUCCGCAUUCCGCAGCGGUGCGCAGCGCGCGUUCUCGCGCUCGUUCCGCGCCGCGCAGCAGCAGAGCGCUGCUGCCGGCGGCGCCCGCAAGCCCGCCUCGCUGGCGCGCAAGAUCGGCAAGUACACGCUGUACUCGGUGGUCGGGUCGGUGCUUGCUGGCACCGGCUACGUGUCGUACAAGCUGUACAAAGAGAAGAACCCCUCGCCCCAGAAGCCGCAGAGCGCGACCUUCGACAACGGGUCGCCCAGAAAGACGCUGGUGAUCCUCGGGUCCGGCUGGGGCUCCGUCUCGCUGCUCAAGAACCUCGACACCACGCUGUACAACGUUGUUGUCGUGUCGCCCAGAAACUACUUCCUGUUCACCCCUCUCCUCCCAUCCACCCCUGUCGGCACCAUCGAGCUCAAGUCGAUCGUGGAGCCCGUCAGAAGCAUCGCCCGCAGAGCGCCCGGUGAGGUCACCUACUACGAGGCCGAGGCCCUGGACGUCGACCCCGUCGGCAAGACCGUCAAGGUCAAGUCCGUCAGCGGCUCCGACGCCGACGCCGUGAGAGACCUCAAGUACGACUACCUGGUCGUCGGCGUCGGCGCGCAGCCCACCACCUUUGGCAUCCCCGGCGUGUUCGAGAACGCCUCCUUCCUGAAGGAGAUCCCCGACGCCCAGGAGAUCCGUGUCAAGGUCAUGAACAAUAUUGAGAAAGCCACCACCCUGCCCGUUUCCGACCCCGAGAGAAAGAGACUGUUGAACUUCGUCGUCGUCGGCGGCGGUCCAACCGGUGUCGAGUUUGCCGCUGAACUGCAAGACUACAUCGACCAGGACCUGUCCAAGUGGAUGCCCGAGCUCUCUAAGGAACUGCACGUCACCCUGGUCGAGGCCUUGCCCAACAUCCUGAACAUGUUCGACAAGUCCCUGAUCAAGUACGCCGAAGACCUCUUCCAAGAAACCAAGAUCAACCUCAGAACUAACACCAUGGUCAAGAACGUUACCCCUACCGUGAUCACCGCCAAGUGCGGCGACGACAUCGAGGACAUCCCCUACGGUGUCCUUGUCUGGGCCACCGGUAACGCUCCAAGAGAAGUCAGCAAGAGCCUCAUGAACAGAAUGGAAUGCCAGAACUCCAGACGUGGUCUCCUCAUCAACGAAAAGCUACAGCUGCUCGGCGCCGAGGACUCCAUCUGGGCCAUUGGUGACUGUACUUUCUACCCCGGUCUUUUCCCUACAGCCCAGGUUGCCCACCAAGAGGGUGAGUACCUGGCCUCCGUCCUGAAGAAGCAGUACAAGAUUGACCAGCUGAAAUGGCACACUCUCCAGAACUCCAACGCUGCCGAGAACGAUAAGCUCAAGUCCAAGGUCGAGAAACUCUCCUCCCAGAUCAAGGCUUUCAAGUACAACCACCACGGUGCUCUCGCCUACAUCGGCUCUGAGAAGGCCAUUGCUGACCUCGCCCUCGGUGAGUCUAUGUACCACUUGGCCGGUUCUUUCACCUUCUUGUUCUGGAAGUCUGCUUACUUGAACAUGUGCUUGUCCUUCAGAAACAGACUCUUGGUCGCUCUGGACUGGUGCAAGGUCUCCUUCUUCGGUAGAGACUCCUCCGUAUAG
Lachancea thermotolerans CBS 6340 is the source of this 1617-nucleotide messenger RNA. RefSeq names its product KLTH0H15708p. Gene Ontology annotation, molecular function: NADH dehydrogenase activity. The coding region runs from base 1 to 1617 and encodes 538 amino acids. The transcript has a single exon. Lineage: Eukaryota; Fungi; Ascomycota; Saccharomycetes; Saccharomycetales; Saccharomycetaceae. The record is from RefSeq and is a predicted model, not a curated record.